Messenger RNA from Physeter macrocephalus (sperm whale), 1687 nucleotides. It is a transcript of the gene CD86, whose product is annotated as CD86 molecule. Gene Ontology annotation, cellular component: external side of plasma membrane. Lineage: Eukaryota; Metazoa; Chordata; Mammalia; Artiodactyla; Physeteridae. The transcript has 6 exons. The record is from RefSeq and is a predicted model, not a curated record. Bases 47 to 880 code for a protein of 277 amino acids. Gene Ontology annotation, biological process: cellular response to lipopolysaccharide; cell surface receptor signaling pathway; negative regulation of T cell proliferation.
AGGGCGUGUCUGUGGGGUUAGGAGGAAAAGAAAAUGGCUUUGCACUAUGGGACUGAGAAACACUCUCGUUGUGAUGGCCCUCCUGCUGUCUGGUGCUGCUUCCUUGGAAAGUCAGGCAUUUUUCAACGAGACUGGAGACCUGCCAUGCCACUUUCCAAACUCUCAAAACCUAAGCCUGGAUAAGCUGGUGAUAUUUUGGCAGGACCAGGAUAAGUUGGUUCUCUAUGAGCUGUACAGAGGCCAAGAGAAGCCUCACAAUGUUCAUCCCAAGUAUAUAGGCCGCACGAGCUUUGACCAGGACAGUUGGACACUGCGACUCCACAACGUUCAGAUCAAGGACAAGGGCUUGUAUCAAUGUUUCAUCCAUUAUAAAGGACCCCAAGGACUGGUUCCCAUCCACCAGAUGAGUUCUGACCUGUCAGUGCUGGCUAACUUCAGUCAACCAGAAAUAAAUCUAAUUUCUAAUCAAACAGAAAAUUCUAACAUCAUAAAUUUGACCUGCUCAUCUACACAAGGUUACCCAGAACCUCAGAGGAUGUAUAUAUUGCUAAAAACUAAGAAUUCAACUACUGAGCAUGACACUGUCAUGAAGAAGUCUCAAAAUAAUAUCACAGAACUGUACAACGUUUCUAUCAGCAUGUCUCUUUCCAUCCCUCCUGAAACAAAUGUGAGCAUCUUCUGUGUCUUGCAACUUAAGCCAACGAAGACACUGCUUUUCUCGCCACCUUGCAAUAUAGAAACCAUCAAAGUGGAGGGGAAAGAGAGUGAACAGACUGAGAAAAGAGCAGAACUCCAAGAACCUGAAAGAUCUGAUGAAGCCCAGUGUGAUAUUAACAUUUCAAAGACAGCCUCCGGCGACAAAAGUGCUACACAUUUUUAAUUAAAGAGUAAAUGCCAUAGGACUAUCCGGUUUUUAUAUGCUUUUCUUUUCAAGUUUUGACUGACCUUUUUCUUGUCUCUCUAAGCCUUCCCAGAAGGCAAGAAAAUAUUACUAUUAAUAAUAGAGGGGGCUUCGCGAUUCCCUCUAAGUGAAACAGCCUCCCUACAAUGCCAGCUCUGCUCUCUAUGCCAGGAGCAGAUUUUAACUGUUUCUUUUCAUUUCAGAGCACACUUGUGGGUCAAGCCCACCUAACUGGUUCCUGGCUCAGGAAUCAUGUGUAAGACUAACACCUCCUGUUUCAGAUUCAGUCCUUUUUCUUAAUGUUAUAAAUUGUGUUUUAUGUAAAACUCCCAAUUCCUGGAAUUGUGGCUUUUAUCUACUCUGAAUCUCAGGUAGUGCCUCAUUCCAUCUCGUAUACCUGUGACUGAACAACUACCUUUUCAGUCCGGGUGGGAGUUAUGUAUUUUAUGGCCUUAUAGUGUUAAUAUUAACAUUUUGAAGUAUAAAGAAAUAUGUACUAUAAUAAUGUAAUUACUGAGAAAAGUCCACCCUCUACUAAGGAGUUCCUGUCCCUCUGUGAGGGUCAGUAAGGACAGCGGUGGCCCAGUGUGCUGACACCAGUGAGCAGACCAGCUCAAAAUCUGAGAAAUCAGAGGCAGAGAAGGAACCAGUUCUGUAGCCAUUACCAUCUGGGCUGUUGCUAAUGUUAAGGAGGAUCCACCUGCCCAAGAAGCUACUGCUGAGCCUUAGCAAGGAGGGCUGGAUAAAGCAGGAGAGUGCUGUGCAUCAUAAACCCUGCUUCUCUUC